Benincasa hispida (wax gourd) is the source of this 4577-nucleotide messenger RNA. RefSeq lists its product as uncharacterized. The record is from RefSeq and is a predicted model, not a curated record. Lineage: Eukaryota; Viridiplantae; Streptophyta; Magnoliopsida; Cucurbitales; Cucurbitaceae.
GCCAUUUUCAUUCAAUCACUCUCCUCCAUCUUCUGAUUUCUCUGAAGCUCUUCCAUGGCGGGAUUCUAGGGUUUUCACUAUCUUCGUUUCGGUAUUUUGCAUUUACUUCCGACAUUGUUGACACUACCUUUUCCUUGUACAUUCUUUGUUCUUGUUCCUUUCUUUCUUUCUUUCUUUUUUUUCUUUUUUUUUUUUUUUUUUUUGGCGUUCAUUGUUUGUACAUAAUAGCUCUGCAUUAUAUGUUUUCUUUGCGAAGAACUAUAUUUUUUUCUUUAUGGACAAGAUUUCUUCUCAUAUGAAACUUGCGGAGUGUAAGCAGAGUAAUCUCUGCAAAGCACACGAACAGUUACAUUCAGAGGCUUCUUCGUUUCUUCUCUUUAGUCUUCAAUGGAAAGAUUUAGAGACGCACUUCGAUUCCAUGCGAGAGAUGAUUCAAACGCAGUCUGAGGAGCUUGAGCGACGGGAGAAGGCUCUUGCCUUGAAGGAAGGGCGGUUGGAUGAUGUGAAGAAAUCUAUUGAUGAAUGCUCGAAAGUACUUGAGUUUAAGAAGAAUGAACUGAGCGAGUUGAAUCGUUUGAUUGUGACAUGUGAUGGUGCGGUUAAACAGAAAGAGGUGGAAUUGGAUAUAGCGCAAGAGAGACUAGGAGUUUUGUCGAAGGAUAUUAAAUUGAAAGAAGAUGAGGUUAAUAAAGCCUGCAUGAGAUUCUUGGACCUUGAGAAGGAGUUGGAGGAGAAGGAGAAGGCAUUUGAUAUGGUUCGAAAGAGGAUUGAUGAUUGUGAGCAUGUUAUGGAAUUAAAAGAACAAAAAUUAAAUGGUAUAAUGCUCUUAAUCGAAGAGCGGUCAAUGGAAUGUGAGUUCAAGUGGAAGAGUGUUGAAUCGAUAAGGACUUUGCUUCAAGAAUACGAAGAAGAGCUUGCAAUCAAAGAGAAGCAGAAUGAUGCAAUCCAGAUGGCAAUUAAAGAGAGUAAGGGAGAACUCAAACUGAAAGAAAAGGAGCUUGAGACAAUUCAAAAUAUGAUUGCCACUAAGUGGAAAGAGAAAAGAUUAGACAAGAUAGAAAAGACUAUAAAAGUGCGGACUGAAGAGCUUGAUCUUAAAGAGAAGGAGUUUGGUGCAAUGCAGAGCAAGUUGGAGGCUCUUUCUGAAGACUUGUUAUCAAAGGAAUCAGAAUUAGAAUCCAUCAAAAACUGCAUCAAGGAACAUAGUAAAGAACUUGAUGUGCAGGAAAAGCAACUUGAUGGCACCCAACAAUCUGUUCGAGAUUGCCAGAAUGCUGUUAUACUGCUUACAAAUUAUGUUAGUACGAUAGAAAAGGCCAUCAACGAAUGCUUAAAGGAAUGGGAAUUGAAGGAGAACCACCAUGAUUCACCACAAGAAUCAGUGCAUGACUACUCUAAUGAGUUGCCAUCAGUGGUGAAACAACACGAUUCCAUUUCUUUGAUAGUCAGUAAAUGCCUUGAAGGCCUAAAAGCUCAAAAAGAGCAUUUCAAUGUGUUAAGGAAGUCAAUAGAAGAUCGCUCAAAUAAUCUUAAGAACGAAGAAAACAAUUUCGAAAGACGGAUAGAGGAGCUCAUCAGGAAAGAUGAGAAAUUGAGCAUGUAUCUAAAAGAGAUUGAAUCUUUAAAAGCGGACAUGGGCUCGCAGAUAUUGUUGCUGGGAAAAGGGCCUAAAGAACUAAGAUUAAAAGAAAUACAACACAAUGUGGUGGCUGAGGAACUUGAGUCAAAAGAAAAAGAUAUCAGUCUAGUCAGAGCUUUGAUGGAAAAAUGUAAUGAAAAGGUAAAAUUGAUAGAUGAUCCAAACAAUAUUCAUCUGAAACUGAAAACUGAGGAAUCAGGCUGCAGACUGACCAGCAGUUCUAAUACUUCAAAUUUUCAUUUUGGAUCGGCUUUAGAUGGAAAGCUUCUUUUAGCUCUCUUAUGUGAGCAUCUGAAACUGCAUGAUUUGGUGCGCACAGAACUGAUUAUUACUCUUCAAACGUCUUCCAAUCCUGCUAAGUUGGUUCUAGAUGCUAUGAGAUGGUUCUACCCUCCACACACAGUGUCCGAAGAUGCAAAAAUCGAUUUGCAUAAUGUCAAGAGGGGAUGCAUUUUGCUGUCUGAACUAUUAUUGAACUUCUCACCAAAAAUCACGCCUCCGCUGAGAGAAGAAGCUCUAGUGCUGGCAGGCCAGUGGAAGGCUAAGAUGUCGACGCCAGUUGAGAAUCAUGUGGAGGUGGUGGCAUUCUUGCUACUUGUAGCUAAUUUUCAGUUGGCCUCAGAUUUUAAUGCAGAUGAACUGCAGAUUCUUCUGAAUUCUAUUUCACAAUAUAAACAAGCAUUUGAUCUAUCCCGAGCACUUGGUAUUGUAGAUAAAUCAUCUGAGGUCAGUGCAACUCCUAGUUUUGUUAAACUGGAACAACCUGAAUCUUUGCCAGCCAACGAAGUGUUGGUCUCUUCCUCAAAGAAUGAACAGCUCAGCAUGGAUCCAAACGAGAAGAGAUUAUAUUUACUUCUGAACAAGAAGUUGACUGGACCGAAAUUGAUACCAAGUGUAAUCUUACCGAUUCUUAAAGAGUCAUCAUACCCUGCAAAACUUGUCUUGGAUCUGAUUCAAGGUUCUUUUCACCAACAGCUGAAGAAAGAACAGUUAGGCUUGGAAGAAAGGUUUUUGAGGUGGUCGACACUUCUUUUAAAACAAUUAAAGCAAAUCUCACCAAUUAUUGGUCCAAAGGAAAGAGAAGAUGCAAUGAAGCUUGCAGUUGAGUGGAAAUUGAACAUGAGAAGUGAUUCAAAUGGGUCUAUGGAUGCUGUUGUUGGCUUCUUGCAACUUCUAGUGUCAUAUGGAUUGACAACUUCGUUUAGCGGGGAUGAGAUUUUGAAGCUCUUUGAGAACAUAGUGCUACAUGAACAGGCAUCAGAAUUGUGCCUGAUGUUUGGGUAUAAGCAAAAGAUACAAGAAAUUGUACAAAUUCUUAUUGGAAGAAAGCAAUUUAUCGAGGCUGUGAGGUUUAUAUGUGGAUACAAGUUGGAAUCCUUUCGACCUGUACAGAUACUGAACGAAUAUUUACGAGAUGCAAGAAAUGCCACUGUGAAAGCCAGCAAGAAGAAUACAGGUCAGGAAGAUGUACCUGCUGCCAUGGAUGAAGCCAUAGAUAAGGAGAUAGAUGCUGUGAAGUCGGUAAUUACAUGUAUUGCAUAUUGUAACCUUAGUUCUGAAAUCUCAUCUCAAGGGCUUGAAAACCGUGUUGCUUCACUUGAAGAGAUGAGAAGGUUGAAAUGCAACUGCCAUGGUCUACCGACAAGUUCGACGACUCAGCAACCACAACUUUCAAAUCCGACUAUGGGUGAAAUGAAACCACCACAUUUGGAGAAGUCCGACAUGCAACAACUGCACCAGAACCACCAUCAACCCCAUCACCAACAUCCAUUGAAUAACUCUGCACCGCAACAUGUGCGGAAGAGACGUAAGUUUCAAAAUGGUCCAAUGAAAUACCCUCGAAAGCAUCCUCCAACUCGUCCUCUGUUCUCAAGUUCAUCUCCAAGACCAAGAGUACACGAUGAAGCGUCAAUGUCUCAGCGGUACAAUCCAAGAUUUAUUGGAAUGCAUGGGCUAUUUGGUCUCGAUAUGGGUGGUCAUGAAGCUACUGAACAUGGAAAUCAUUAUACACGCCCAACUAGGUCUGGAACAUAAUUUAAGGUAUGCUUUUCAACUAAUUUAGGGGUGUUUGGAUUAACUUGAUAAAAAAAUAUUUUUCAAAAAUCUCAUUUUUAUUUAAAUACUUCUAACAAAAAUGAUUGAAGAUACACUACAUUUUUUAGUGGUUACCAAACAUUCUAAUUUCUUCUAAAAUGACUUUUUAUUUUUCCAAAUUAAACACUUGAAAAUGCAUUCCAAACACACUCUUAAUGUUAGUGAUUUAGUUGGUUGGUUCUACUGUAAAUCCUUCUCGGAGGUAGUGUGUAGAUUAAGGCUCUUUUGGGUUUGGGUUCCUCCUGUGCUUACAUGAGUAGUGUAGAUUCUAUGUCAUAGAUGACAUUAUCUUAGUUGCCUUCUUUUUAGAAGAGGGUACUCUUUCCUUCUUGUCCUUAGAAAAAUGUUCAACUAAUGAAUAAGAUAGAAACAUUAAUGUUGAUAUCCACCUCUCAGUUAUAGAUAUAUUGAUGUAUAUUUGAAUAUCAAUAGAUAUGUAGGAAAGGGAAAAAAAUUAUAAAUAUCGAGAGAACUUGUUGAAAUGUUAUUUUUCUGUUUCUUUUAAUGCUUGUUUAAGUUACAGGCAAACUUGUUGUGGCAUACAUAUAAUAUCAAUAACAAUAUGUCAAACGAAGGCCACCGAGGGUGGCUCAUAUUAGUAACACUUGGGUGGUAGUGACUCGAUCUUUUGAGUAAUACUGACCUUGAGGAUUUGUCAUGAAUUUGACGAAUAAAGUAAGCAUGAAAGCGUAAAAAAUGAAGAUCAAGAUAGAUAUUUACGAGGUUCAUUAAUAAUAUGUUAGCUACGUUUAUAAAAAGGAGAGAAUAAUUUUAUUAGUAGAUGAUAUUAGAGGUGUCAAUAGGUUUUAAAAGAUAUUUAUAUGACACUUCUUUAAGUCCUAGG